This is a messenger RNA of Eremothecium gossypii ATCC 10895, 1161 nucleotides long. RefSeq names its product sulfonate dioxygenase (gene JLP1). Lineage: Eukaryota; Fungi; Ascomycota; Saccharomycetes; Saccharomycetales; Saccharomycetaceae. Gene Ontology annotation, biological process: sulfur compound catabolic process. Gene Ontology annotation, cellular component: cytoplasm. The record is from RefSeq and is marked provisional. The transcript has a single exon. Gene Ontology annotation, molecular function: sulfonate dioxygenase activity. The coding region runs from base 1 to 1161 and encodes 386 amino acids.
AUGACAGUUAGAGUAGGAGCUGGGAAUGGUGCUAAUGGUAAUUUUGAUACCCAUUUUUUUGCUGAACAGGAUGAGGUUGGCGACGACGGAAUAUUAAGAUUGGCAAAUCGUUAUAUUUUAAAUUCGAAGUUCCCCAAAUUUCUUCCAACUUGGGAUCAUUCGCAAAAGUACCCGCCCUUAGUAUUCCAUAAGUAUUUGGAUCCUGCUCUCAGAGCAGAUCCUCAGUUACCGAGGUUUUUGAAUGAGAACGUCCAAAUUUCUAAAAUAACGCCCCGGUUCGGAAGCGAGGUUCGUGGCUUGCAACUUUCCUCCUUGGAUGCUGCCGGAAAGGACGAAUUGGCACUGUUGGCUUCACAAAGGGGAGUCUUAGUCUUUAGAGACCAGGACUUUGCAUCCAAGGGCCCGGGUUACUUCGAGCAGUAUGGUUCCCAUUUCGGAAAAUUACAUGUUCACCAAACCUCUGGCGCUCCUGCAGGCCAUCCAUAUCUACAUGUCACAUUUAGACGCCCCGACAGAAAGGAAUUUGAGAGGGUUUUCCGUGACCACCAUAGCUCCAUACGUUUCCACUCGGAUGUGUCAUAUGAGUUACAACCACCGUCUUACACAUUCUUCACAGUUCUAGAAGGGCCCGAUGGGGGAGGAGAUACUUUGUUUAGCGAUGCCACGGAAGCAUUUAAUAGGCUUUCGCCUCCUCUUCAGGACUUUCUGAGUAAGCUACACGUACUGCAUAGCGCUAAAGAGCAAGCCCAGAAUGCGCAAGAACAGGGUGGAAUUCAACGGAGAGAACCGGUCGCACACAUUCAUCCAUUAGUGCGUGUCCAUCCUGUGCUCAAGACAAAAAGCUUCUUCGUGAAUAGAGGGUUUACAAGAAAGAUUGUGGAGCUCAAGCAAACUGAAUCCGAUCUGCUGCUAGAUUUUAUAUAUAAUAUCAUCGAGAACACGCAUGAUCUCCAGUUAAGGGCAAGCUGGGAACCUGGUACUGUAACUGUCUGGGACAAUAGGCGUGUUAACCAUUCGGCCAUCAUUGAUUGGGAAGAGCCUGUUUCUAGACAUGGCGUCAGAAUCACUCCUCAUGGCGAGAGACCCGUUGAGGAUUUGAAGUAUCUGAACGAUGGGGAUUAUUACACGAGCCAAGCGGAAGUGGACUAUUUCACCGAAUGA